Racocetra persica is the source of this 237-nucleotide messenger RNA. The record is from the annotation of a GenBank genome assembly. Lineage: Eukaryota; Fungi; Glomeromycota; Glomeromycetes; Diversisporales; Gigasporaceae.
AUGCCGUUUGCAAAUAUUUGCAUCUCCAGGGGAUUAAAAAUCAUUCAUAGAUGGUAUAUUUAUUUUAUCCCCUCUGAAAUGAUGAUAAGAGAUUUCUUUGUAAAACUUACAACUGGUGAAAUAUCUUCUGAGUGUAAUUCUGAUAUAAUAAGGUCUGAAACAAUAGAUCAUAUCAAGAUAAGCAAUACACAGGCUACAGGCGCAACCCAAAUUAGCCUUGACUGCAAUAUCAUAGAA